GCUGAGUGCAGCGCAAAACUUUCAGAUCCUCCUUUUGUUUGCCAAGCUUGAUUUUUUUUUUUAUCUCAAUUUUUUUUGCGAUGUCAAAAGACAUGAAAUAUCUAGUGCUGGAAAACUACAUCGGUGGGAAGUUUGUGCCAUGUUCCAAGCUGAUCGACUCUUUCGACCCGUCAACAGGAGAAGUUUAUUGCAAAGUUCCAGACAGUGGAGCUGAAGAGGUGAAUGCUGCAGUGAGGGCAGCUAAAGAGGCCUUUCCGGAUUGGUCGGCUAAAAGCCCAGCUGAUAGAUCCAAAGUGCUGAAUAAACUGGCAGACCUGAUAGAGGCUCGACUGGAGGAGUUUGUUCAGGCCGAGUCUAAAGACCAGGGAAAGACUAUCACUUUUGCCCGAAAUGUGGACAUUCCCCGAUCAGCAUACAACUUCCGUUUUUUUGCUUCAUCCGUCCUGCAUCACACUAAUGACUGCAGUCAGAUGGAUCACAUGGGCUGUCUCAAUUAUACAAUCCGCUGUCCUGUAGGAGUGGCUGGUCUGAUAAGCCCAUGGAAUCUGCCACUGUACCUCCUAACCUGGAAAAUCGCCCCGGCUGUUGCUACGGGUAAUACUGUUGUGGCAAAACCCAGUGAAAUGACUUCAGUUACCGCCUGGAUGAUGUGUCAGCUGUUAGAGGAAGCUGGCUUUCCACCAGGAGUGGUCAACAUAGUCUUUGGGACAGGUCCUCGUGCAGGUGAUGCUUUGGUUUCUCACCCUGAUGUACCCUUGAUCUCAUUUACGGGUAGCACGGCUACAGCGAGACUGAUCACUGAACGCAGUGCACCGCACUGUAAGAAGCUUUCACUGGAACUUGGUGGGAAAAACCCGGCAAUUAUAUUUGCUGAUGCAGACAUGGAGCAAUGCAUCAGCACUACUGUACGCUCCAGCUUCUCCAAUCAGGGUGAGAUCUGCCUGUGUACCAGCCGCAUCUUUGUGGAGCGGAGCGUUUACCCAGAAUUCCUCACUCGUUUUGUGGAGGCGACUCGUCGGUGGAAAACCGGGGUUCCUUCAGACCCCUCAAAUGACAAUGGAGCACUCAUUAGCAAAGAACAUCUGCAGAAGGUCAAAGGUUACAUUACGUUGGCCCUUGCGGAGGGUGCACAGGUGCAUUGUGGAGAAGGUGUGGACAAACUUGCCCUUCCACAGCAAAACAUCGGUGGUUACUUCAUGUUGCCCACCAUCAUCUCCGGAGUCAAAGAUUCCUCCGCACUGAUGCAGGAAGAGAUUUUCGGUCCCGUAACCUGCGUGACGCCCUUCGAUGAAGAAGAGGAAGUGAUAUCACGAGCAAACAAUGUCCGCUAUGGUUUGUCUGCCACAGUCUGGUCCCGAGAUGUCGGGCGCGUGCACAGGGUUGCUAGGAAACUGCAGGCUGGGUUAGUGUGGACCAAUUGCUGGCUGGUCAGAGAUUUAAACCUGCCGUUUGGUGGCAUGAAGCACUCUGGGAUUGGUCGAGAGGGGGGGAAAGACUCCUACCACUUCUUCACUGAGGUUAAAUCUGUAACUGUCAAACACUGACAUGGAUGAAGCGGUGAUAGUGAGUCAUGUGUCACUCGAAAUUAUAUAGAGGAAGCAAUCAGGGUUGUUAUGAUUGCGAAUAAAGUUUAUGAGGAAAUCAG
Molecule: messenger RNA, 1645 nt
Organism: Danio rerio (zebrafish)
Lineage: Eukaryota; Metazoa; Chordata; Actinopteri; Cypriniformes; Danionidae
Gene: aldh8a1
Product: aldehyde dehydrogenase 8 family, member A1
Cellular component (GO): cytoplasm
Molecular function (GO): oxidoreductase activity; aminomuconate-semialdehyde dehydrogenase (NAD+) activity
Source: RefSeq, marked provisional